AUGUUUCUCUUCAUCUUCUCCUUCCACUCCUCCACCAUUCAGAGCAUCUGCUUCCACUGCUCCACAGAUGCCAGUGGCACUGCGGUCACAGACGCCUCUACAACCUCCUCCAUUGGCUCUUCAGCCAGCUCCUCUCCUAUCAACUUCUCUCCAAUCAACCCCUCCUCAAUCAACCCCUUCAUCACAGAGCUCAUGAAGCUCAACAUCCCCAAAACCCUCACAUUUUUCUUCACACCCUUCUCUUCCUCUAACACCUCUGCUCUGAAUGAAUCAAACACAAUCACUGUCUUCAAAAUCUGCAUCUCUGCAGACUCAGCUGCCGCUCAGUGCUGGAAUCACAGAGCAUUUACUUCAGCCCUGCUUUGA
Histoplasma mississippiense is the source of this 366-nucleotide messenger RNA. RefSeq lists its product with no specific name. The transcript has a single exon. The record is from RefSeq and is a predicted model, not a curated record. The coding region runs from base 1 to 366 and encodes 121 amino acids. NCBI's taxonomy places the organism in Eukaryota, Fungi, Ascomycota, Eurotiomycetes, Onygenales, Ajellomycetaceae.